This is a messenger RNA of Astyanax mexicanus (Mexican tetra), 4416 nucleotides long. RefSeq names its product ubiquitin specific peptidase 25 (gene usp25). NCBI's taxonomy places the organism in Eukaryota, Metazoa, Chordata, Actinopteri, Characiformes, Acestrorhamphidae. The transcript has 27 exons. Gene Ontology annotation, biological process: protein deubiquitination; regulation of protein stability. The record is from RefSeq and is a predicted model, not a curated record. Bases 181 to 3705 code for a protein of 1174 amino acids. Gene Ontology annotation, molecular function: protein binding; cysteine-type deubiquitinase activity; cysteine-type endopeptidase activity. Gene Ontology annotation, cellular component: nucleus; cytosol.
GCAGACAGCACUAAUGGAGCAGUGUGCGCUGAUGGAGCCCGUGGCUGCGCUCUCCAGCGGGGGCUCCGCCUGAACUCCGCUCCGGUAACCCGCACCUCAGCCCCGCCGGCUCGGCUCGCUCGGAUACGCGCUUUAUUCCUGAGUUCAGUUCAUUUCAAACCCUCCUGUCCGUUUCAAGCCAUGACCGUGGAGCAGAAUGUCCUCCAGCAGCAUUCCCAGAAGCACCAACAGACAUUACUGAAUCAACUACGGGAAGUAACGGGCACCACAGAUGUUCAGCUGUUACAGCAGGCCCUACAGGUCAGCAAUGGUGACCUAGCUGAGGCGGUAGCCUUUCUUACCGAGAAGAACGCCAAGGUCCCUCAGCAGGAUGAAGCCACCUACUAUCAGACUGCCCAGAUUGGCAAUGACAGAUACAUCAGUGUGGGCAGCCAGGCUGACACGAACGUAAUCGAUCUGACCGGAGAUGAUAAAGAUGACCUUCAGAGAGCCAUCGCUCUCAGUCUGGAGGAGUCUAACCGGGCCUUUAGAGAGACAGGAAUCACAGAUGAGGAGCAGGCAAUCAGCAGAGUGCUGGAGGCCAGCAUAGCGGAGAACAAGGCGAGUCUGAAGAGAACUCACACAGAGGUGUGGAGCGACUCGCCCAACCCACAUGACAGAAAGAGGCAGGAGAACUGCCCUGUGGGCCUGAAGAAUGUGGGAAACACCUGCUGGUUCAGUGCAGUCAUACAGUCUUUGUUCAACCUGUUGGAGUUCCAGAGACUGGUGCUGCACUACUCGCCUCCUGCCAGGGUGCAGGACUUGCCCCGUAACCAGAAGGAGCACCGGAACCUGCCCUUCAUGCAGGAGCUGCGGAAUCUCUUCUCCUUGAUGGUGGGCUCCAAGAGGAAGUACGUGGACCCAUCAAAGGCCGUGGAGAUCCUCAAGGACGCGUUCAAGUCCAGCGAGUCACAGCAGCAGGAUGUUAGUGAGUUUACUCAUAAACUGCUGGACUGGCUUGAGGAUGCUUUUCAGAUGAAAGCUGAAGAAGACAGGGAAGGAGAGAAGCCAAAGAACCCGAUGGUGGAGCUGUUCUACGGUCGCUUCCUGGCUGUAGGUGUUCUUGAAGGAAAGAAAUUUGAGAACACUGAGAUGUUUGGGCAGUACCCGCUGCAGGUGAACGGCUUCAAAGACCUGCAUGAGUGUUUGGAGGCGGCCAUGGUGGAGGGCGAGAUCGAGUCUUUGCAUUCUGCAGAAAACUCAGCCAAAUCUGGACAAGAGCACUGGUUCACAGAACUCCCACCAGUUUUGACCUUCGAGUUGUCCAGGUUCGAGUUCAACCAAGCCUUAGGUCGACCUGAGAAGAUUCACAACAAGCUGGAGUUUCCGCCUAUGCUCUACAUGGACAGAUACAUGGACAGGAACCGAGAAAUCACACGCAUCAAGCGGGAGGAGAUCAGGAGGCUGAAGGAGCAUUUGACUGUCCUCCAGCAGCGUCUGGAGAGGUAUCUCAGCUAUGGCUCUGGCCCCAAGAGGUUUCCUCUGGCUGAUGUCCUGCAAUAUGCAAUGGAGUUUGCCUCCAGCAAGCCUGUGUGCACUUCGCCUGUGGAAGACAUUGACACAUCAGCGCCACCUGGUGGCACAACCGCACAGGUGCCUUCAGCACCAAGUGUGGCUGAACAGGGUUCCUCAGCCCCUGCAGAGGGCUCUGGAGCAACAUCACAGCCAUCACAGCAGCAGCAGCAACAACAACAGCGUGUGCCCAUCCACAAGCCCUUCACCCAAUCACGCGUGCCCCCAGACCUGCCCAUGCACCCUGCUCCCCGUCACAUCACUGAGGAAGAGCUUCAUGUGCUGGAGGGCUGCCUGCACCGCUGGAGGAACGAGGUGGAGAACGACACCAGAGAUCUUCAAGGAAGUAUAUCUAGAAUCCACAGAACCAUUGAGCUCAUGUACUCUGACAAGACAAUGAUGCAGGUGCCAUACCGGCUGCAUGCAGUCCUGGUCCACGAGGGUCAAGCCAAUGCAGGCCACUACUGGGCAUACAUCUACGACCCACACCACCGCUGCUGGAUGAAGUACAACGACAUCUCAGUGACCAAGUCCUCAUGGGAGGAGCUAGUGAGGGACUCGUUUGGUGGCUACCGCAAUGCCAGUGCCUACUGCCUCAUGUACAUCAACGACAAGAAGCCCUUCCUUAUAGAAGAGGAGUUCGAUAAAGAGACGGGCCAGAUGCUGAGCGGUCUGGACAAGCUCCCGCCGGACCUGAAGGAGUACGUUAAGGAGGACAACCAGCUGUUCGAGCGGGAACUAGAGGAAUGGGAUGCCAUGCAGGCCAGGAAAGCUCAACAGGAGAAGCUGGCUCUGGCUGCAGCCGCUGCUGCUGCCGCUGCUGCUGCCGCUGCCGCAGCUGCCCCCCGGCCCAUGAGCACAGAGCCCAGUCCUGCAGACAACACAGCUCCCCAGCAGGACCCAGAGUACAUGGAACAGCCCUCGCCCACUGACGACUCCAAACACCUGCAGGAGGACACUGAGAGAGCUAUCUCCAAAGCUGCUGCCGAACAGGACGAGAAAAGUCCCGAGGCACUACUCAGCGCUGAGGAGCCUAAUGCAACCCCUCCCCAAACCCCUCCCCCUGACCAAGUGCAGGAUGGUGCUGCCUCCACCCAAGCCCCCCCACAGCGGGUGGUGGAGGUGGCCAUCCCUCACGUGGGAACCUUCGUCAUUCAGUCUCGAGAAGGGGGGUAUGAUGAUGAGUGGCUAAGAGAAAGAGAAACACACAACCAGCAGUCAACCAUGAUGACGCCAAACAUGCAGGGUAUUAUAAUGGCCAUUGGCAAAACCCGGAGUGUGUAUGACAAGUGUGGUCCUGAAGCAGCCUUCUUCAAGGCGAUCAAAGUUGAGUAUGGCCGCUUGCUGAGGCUAGCGCAGGAGGACACGGCCCCCCAGAAUGACCACCGGCUUCAGCACGUCAUCGUUUACUUCAUCCAGAACCAGGCGCCCAAAAAGAUUCUGGAGAGGACCCUCCUCAUGCAGUUUGCAGACAGAAACCUCGGCUUUGAUGAGAGAUGUAAGAGCAUCAUGAAAGUGGCGCGAGCAAAACUCGAUCUCAUUAAGCCUGACGAAGUUAACAUGGAGGAGUAUGAGUUGUGGCAUCAGGAUUACAGGAAUUUCCGUGAGACGACGAUCUUCCUAAUGAUCGGCUUGGAGCUGUUUCAGAAGAAAAGUUUUGUGGAGGCCUUGAUGUACCUGAUCUACGCCUAUCAGUAUAAUAAAGAGCUGCUCUCCAAAGGGCCGUACAGAGGCCAUGAUGAAGAGCUUAUAGCCCAUUACCGCAGAGAGUGCCUGCUGAAGUUGAACGAGCACGCAGCAGCUCUGUUUGAGACCGGAGAGGAGCCGGAGGUCAACACCGGCCUGAACAUCAUGAACGAGCUGGUGGUGCCCUGCAUCCCGCUGCUGCUGGUGGAUGAGCUGGAGGAGAAGGACAUGGUGGCGGUGGAGGACAUGAGGAACCGCUGGUGCUCCUACCUGGGCCAGGAAAUGGAGCCUAACCUUCAGGAGAAGCUGACCGACUUCCUCCCCAAGUUGCUCGACUGCUCAACUGAGAUCAAGACGUUCGUCGAGCCGCCUAAGAUGCCGUCGUACUCCACGCUGGAGCUGUGCGAGCGCUUCGGCCGCGUCAUGGCCUCCCUCACCCUCAGCCGCACCCCUGCCGACGGCAGAUGAGCACGCCCCUCCCUCCCCGGCCCCUUUACCCCCCCUGCCACCAACUCACCCAUGGACCUCUUUUAACCCAUGCCUUCCUCCAAACCAGGGUUGCUUCAGCUGUUACUCAUUUUAUUAGUUCUCUUUUGCUGCUAUAGGUUUUAUCAUCUUUAUUCUUAUUGUUAUCACUAGUAUUAUUUGGAGAUUUCACUCAUGUUUUAAAGAUAAUACGACACAAAUACAGCUACGGCGCUGGGGAGAAAGAGAAUGUGUAUUCAGAAUAAAAACAACAUAAAAGAGAACUUCAUACAGCAUAGAAUUACCGCAUGCUGCUCUGGCUUUGUCAAACGAGGUUGAGGAUUUAUUUGGUUAUUUUAUUAUUAUUAUUAUUUGUUUGUUUUAUUGUAUUAUUUUUUUUUUUUUUCCCAUCAACUGCUUUUGUCCUCUAUUAGCCUUUUUGGAGUGAAAAGGAAAGACCUGCUGCUCUGCCGCCCCUUUGCUACAGCAUUAAUGCAUUCGUUUUGUUUUUCUAAAGGACGGGACUGAACGCAAAAAAACAACCCAACAACCUGGAGAUUCACGGUUGGCUCGAAAUGUAUAGAGUGGAUCUCCUGAACUGAGGACUGCCGUUCUCAAAGUUUUAAGCGCUGUGGUAGACGGCCACAGAUGCACUGUGGCUUGUUAAUAAAUUGAGAGAAUAAAGUUUUAUUUAUGGCUCUUUUAGGCCAGAUA